Messenger RNA from Caenorhabditis sp. 36 PRJEB53466, 349 nucleotides. Lineage: Eukaryota; Metazoa; Nematoda; Chromadorea; Rhabditida; Rhabditidae. The record is from the annotation of a GenBank genome assembly.
AUGUACACAAUAUCGUGGAUCUCUGUGAAAGGCGGAUGCUCAGAACACGGAACCCUCGUCGAUUCGCAACACAUUCCGUCCCGAGAACUUGAAGCAGAGAUAUGGAAUCCGACAAUAGUGCUCAAGUUUCUGAUACUCUUCGAGGUUAUCAUCAGGAUCCGACUGAAUGGGUGGAGAAGGAGAAUAAGGUGAGGGAUCCGUUAAAGUUCGAACAUUUCCAGACAGAAUUCGCAACAAUCAACUCUGAAAAUAGUCGCUCGUGUCACCAAUCGAUUGAAUUUGGGCCUGGAUUUCGAUGUAACUGUCAAGAAAGUAGAUUGGAACUUUCAGAUUACAGGGGAACUCGUAA